Molecule: messenger RNA, 1812 nt
Organism: Manihot esculenta (cassava)
Lineage: Eukaryota; Viridiplantae; Streptophyta; Magnoliopsida; Malpighiales; Euphorbiaceae
Product: G-box-binding factor 1
Exons: 12
Coding region: 535-1587 (350 amino acids)
Biological process (GO): regulation of DNA-templated transcription
Cellular component (GO): nucleus
Molecular function (GO): DNA-binding transcription factor activity; sequence-specific DNA binding
Source: RefSeq, a predicted model, not a curated record
ACAGCUGGAUUCCUCUUUCUCGCACGUGUCAUCCCGACAAACCCUAAUCUCUCUCUUUCCCCCUUCACCAGUCACCUCCACCCUCCACCCUCCACCUCCUCCUCUCACCCCUCCUAUUGGUCACCGCCCACCACAUCAUCACCCUCUCUCUCUCUCUCUCUGUUUUCGUUUUUAAGACAACCCAAUUCUUGUAACUCACUGAAAAGACAAUUGAGACAUUGAAACAGAGAUUAGAAGGGGAUUGCUGAGUUCUAUUCGCAUGUCUCUCUCUGGACAUUCGACUUGCAUAUUCUUGGGCCUUUGUUGUUCAUCACCUUCAAUUCUCAGCCGUUGAUCUUUUAGAUAAAAGGGAAAGUAUCUAGAACAAAAAUAAGUGAUCUUUCUUCUUUCCUUGGCUAGCUGGUAUUUAUAAAGUAUCCCACUUGGACUUCCACCUCACUCUUUCUUCCACGCCUUCAAAACCAGGUAUCUACAGCAGUACGCAGUUAGCCAAUUGUAAGUGUUGAAUCCAGUGACACUUACUGAGUUGAUUGAAUGGGGACAGGGGAAGAAAGCACACCUGCUAAGCCUUCCAAAUCAGCACCAUCAACUCAGGAAAUACCCACAACACCCUCAUAUCCUGAUUGGUCAAAUUCUAUGCAGGCUUAUUAUGGUGCUGGAGCUACUCCCCCUCCUUUUUUUGCAUCAACAGUUCCAUCUCCAACUCCCCACCCAUAUAUCUGGGGAAGCCAGCAUCCUCUAAUUCCACCCUAUGGCACCCCAGUUCCAUACCCAGCUUUAUAUCCUGCUGGGGGAGUAUAUGCCCAUCCUAACAUGACCACGACACCAAAUUCAGCACAAACAAAUACAGAGUUGGAAGGAAAGGCUGCUGAUGGAAAGGAUCGGUCUUCAGCCAAAAAAUCCAAGGGAACUUCAGCAGGCAAGGCAGGAGAGAGUGUAAAGGCAACAUCAGGUUCUGGAAAUGAUGGUGCCUCUCAGAGUGCUGAAAGUGGCAGUGAUGGCUCGUCAGAUGCAAGUGAUGAGAACCAACAGGAAGCUGCUGCAAAUAAGAAGGGGAGUUUCGAUCAGAUGCUUGCAGAUGCCAAUGCACAAAAUAACACUGCAGGGGCAUCAGUGCCAGGGAAACCCGUUGUGUCUAUGCCUGCAACUAAUCUAAAUAUUGGAAUGGACUUAUGGAAUGCGUCGGCUGCUGCUGCUCCCGGAGCUCCAAAAAUGAGAGCCAAUGCAUCUGGUGCCUCAUCGGCAAUAGUUCCUGCAAUAAUGCCAGAACAAUGGAUUCAAGAUGAGCGUGAACUGAAAAGACAGAAGAGGAAGCAAUCUAACAGGGAGUCUGCCAGAAGAUCAAGAUUGCGGAAGCAGGCGGAGUGUGAAGAGCUACAAGCCAGGGUAGAGAAUUUGACCAAUGACAAUCGCAAUCUUAGAGAUGAACUGCAGAGAAUAUCUGAGGAAUGCGAGAAACUUAAAUCAGAAAAUGAUUCUAUUAAGGAAGAAUUGACAAGGUUAUAUGGACCAGAUGCAGUAGCUAACCUCGAACAAAGCAACCACUCUUCGGUUGUUCAGUCUCGUGGCGACGAAGGAAACAGUUAGUAGUGCAGACACAUGAGAAACGAGGAAGGAUAUUUAUUGACUCUUAAUUAGAUUAUGACCUUAAAACUGAGCUUAGAGUAUUGGUUUUCCUUACUGACUAUAUCAUUAACCCUUGAAUAGUUUAUAAUUUACAUGUCACCUCAAUUAGCCUAAUGUGUAUUGUUGUAUUAUUUGAUGAAUUUGGCUGGUGGAUAAAGAAGGAAUAGAGUUUUGUUUCUUGAUUAA